This is a messenger RNA of Arxiozyma heterogenica, 1266 nucleotides long. It is a transcript of the gene PRP3, whose product is annotated as U4/U6-U5 snRNP complex subunit PRP3. Gene Ontology annotation, cellular component: U4/U6 x U5 tri-snRNP complex. Gene Ontology annotation, biological process: mRNA splicing, via spliceosome. The coding region runs from base 1 to 1266 and encodes 421 amino acids. The record is from RefSeq and is a predicted model, not a curated record. NCBI's taxonomy places the organism in Eukaryota, Fungi, Ascomycota, Saccharomycetes, Saccharomycetales, Saccharomycetaceae. The transcript has a single exon.
AUGUCCAAGAAUUAUAGGAAGGGUCUUAAUAUAGAAUUACAUCCAGGUUUAAUUAAUCCAAGAUUAUUGAAACGUGGUAGAAACAAUAACCCAUAUUUAGAUAAUGCAGAAGGUAAUAGUAGGAAUAAGGAUAAGGAAAAGAAUGGUGUUGGCAGAAGACAGAGGAUAGGUACAUUUUACAAAAAAGGUGAUAUUAGUAAACCAUUAGAGUUCGAAAGAAGACAGUGGAAAGAGACUGUUUUGAAGAUUGAAAGAGGUGACUUACCUGACACGUUCCAUGAUGAAGACAAAUAUAUUUUGAAGGUUGAUGAUAUACCCACUGCUGAAUGGUGGGAUAGAAGAUACUAUUUACCUGAAAGAUUAUCGGAUAAUGAGGAGGAUGAAGAUGAAAGUGAGGAUGAAGAUAAGUUUUGUCCAUCAAUUAAAUAUGUUUUGCAUCCAGUACCACCUGAAUUACCAAAUAUAGAGAAUAAUAAUAAUAAUAAUAAUAAUAAUAAUAAUAAUAAUAAUGUACCUUUUCUUGGAAUGAGGCUAUACUUAACAUCAAAAGAAAGAAAACAAUUACGUAGAAAUAAAAGACGGUUACAGCAAGAAGAUAUGGAGAAAAAGAUCAAACUGGGAUUACUAUCUAGGCCGGCCAACAAGAUAAGAAUGUCUACUAUAAUGAAUCAACAAGGGAGAGGUGUUGAUCUACCGACGGGAUGGGAAAGGGAAGUUAAGAACGCAAUGAUUGCCCGUAAAAGAGAGCAUGAUAUAAUGAACCAACGACGCCAUGAAAUGGCUGUUAAAAACCGACAAAGUAAGAUGGAUGUUCAUGGACAAGGCGAAGGUGUUAUAUGGGUUAGAGUAUACCAUUUCAAACAGUUGAUCAAUCCAUCGAUUAGGUACAAAUUGUCUAUGAAUUCAAAACAGUUGGGGAUAAAAGGGUUAUGUUUACGUAAGGGGGAGGAUGGACCAGGUAUAAUAAUAAUAAUGAAUGAAAAAGAAAAGUCAAUAAGAUUUAUGAAUAGAUUAAUAAUGGACCGAUUACCAUGGAGAGAGAAUUUUAUGAUCAAAAGCUAUGGUGAAAAUGGAAAUGGAAAUGAAGGACAAAAAAUGAUCAAUAUGUCAAAUAAUGAGAUCAAAUUAGUUUGGACGGGACAAGUUAAUUUGGAGGAAUAUAAUAUGUUUCCUAAUCGAUGGUUUAUGAAGGUAUGUCAAAAUGAACAAGAAAUUAAAUCUAUAUUAGCUAAGUUUGAGGCAGAACAUUAUUAUAAGUAUAUAUGA